Molecule: messenger RNA, 2019 nt
Organism: Debaryomyces tyrocola
Lineage: Eukaryota; Fungi; Ascomycota; Pichiomycetes; Serinales; Debaryomycetaceae
Source: the annotation of a GenBank genome assembly
AUGAAUAACGACACUUUUUCUAAUAGUAUUAGAAGAUAUAUUUUGGAAGGCGACAAUGAAGACAAGGACAUGAAUAUUGAUGUUGAUGCUGACAUUAAUCUGUUUGAGAUUACCAAAUUCAACUAUAGAACAUUAUUCGAUAAACGUAUGAAUCAAAAUAUCAGCCAUACAGAAAUGGUGUUUAAAUUUUUUGGAAUUGAAAGUAUAUCUGACGUGGAUUUGGAUCCUCAAAGUCAAAAAUUGUACUUUAAAGAUCACCCUGAUGAGUGGAAGGAAUUAUUCAUCUUUUUUUGUGUUAUGCCAUUUACUGAAUAUGAAUUUGAAGGACCUGAUGGAAGUUCACUAAACCCUGAUACCCUACGUAAGGCCAGUCUGAGCCAAGCUACUGACAACAUUCUAAUUCGGACUUUUUCGGAUAUAGAGUUUGAAUCAUUNAAUGAGGAGAUUCCGGAAAGCAGAUUCGCAAAUAACUUGCAAUGUAUUUUGAGAACAGACCUAUUCUCUAAUACGUUUAGCGAGGAUCAAAGAAAAAAAGUAAUUACAAAUUUGCUCUAUGUUGGUCUUCAAUCAAAGCAUAAACUUGUUAAGCAUAUUCGAUCAAAGGCAGAAUUUACNUAUAGAGAUAAUUUCAAACAAUACUUAUUUAAACCUAUAAGUGAAUAUGUUGCAGCUUUAUUGGCCUUUGAAAUUGAGGUUGAAGAAGACAACGCAGAAGGUCAGACUGGAGUUCAUACUAGAGUACCGCAUCAAACUAAUGAUUUAUUUCAAUCGCAUCCGGAUAUUGUGGCUUAUGCGGAAAAAUUACACUACCGAUCGUUAGCUAUAGUGGAAGUCAAAAAAUUACCACUUUUAAAGGGCGGCAAAGUGAUAAACUUNAAUGACCCAAAAAUGGUUAGAUUCUUUGUUCAACUUGUCGCAGAAAUGUUUUCUAACCACACAAGUAAAGGCAUGCUAACAGAUUCUUAUACAACAAUAUUGGCUGAAAUAGAUAUCGAGAGAACUUUGGAUANAAUCAACCAGGAUACCGAGAGAUUGAAUGAUGAAAAACCUAUCGCUCUAAAUUAUAAAUUGUUAAAUUGUCAAUCAUCUGGCCUUACGUUGAGAGGUGGCCUUAUUUCAUACAUCUAUGAGGCUUUCCUGGUGAAUGAGCCUCGAGUCGCUGAAAUUACGAGAGGAAUGGAUGCUAUUUAUAAGUUUAUUCGNAAGACAGAUGAAGAGUACUUAACGAACUUGGAUGAACUAGCAUCGAAAGAUAAGAUACCGUUCAUGGAGUACUGCAUCAAUGCAAUUGAAAAUCACGAUCGAGAAUCAGAAAAAAGAGAAAGACUUUUUAUAACAGAAAUUGGACUAGGAAACUUUGACGAUAUCGACGUGCAAAGCGGGUUCACGUUUAAUACCCAACUCUUCAAAGUGAACACGAAGAAUGUAAUGGGCUUUUUAAGGGGGGUCAAUGGUCACAAUCAAUUAAUUGUGAAGGUCUUUGAUCCCAUCAAAGCGAAAAGAGACCAUAAGGAUUACCAAGAUAAACAAACUGAUAUUUUCGGCGCAUGUCGCAGGGCGUACCUGUGCGAGAAACUUGCAUACGAAAAGUUGUCAAAUAACUUCUUGUUUAAUAGCGUUUAUGUUGACCAGAAAUGCGUCUUUGGAACUUUCAAUAUCGGUAAGCAUUAUCAUGCAUUGGGCCCAUUUCUCAUAUUAAAAUAUAUAGAACAAGGAGAAGAAGAAUAUGAUCGNUUGCCCAAAGAUAGGGCGACGUACGAAAAAGCCGAAAAGCAGUUGGAAAUAAUUCACAGUGUCGGAAUAAUACAUGGAGAUAUUUGUGAACGGAAUAUUCUUUACUCAGAUGGAAAGAUAUAUUUUAUUGAUUUUGGAUAUUCUGAUUAUUUUCACGAUAAGAAGGGUUCGCGACCAGUUAGUGCUAAUGCUGAGAGAAGGAAAAGCGAACAUAGGAAAUUGUGUAGAGUGUUUAAUCAGUUAAUUCCGGAAAAGUAUGAAGAUUCGAAGAAUGAGGGAAACUAG